Molecule: messenger RNA, 3666 nt
Organism: Pochonia chlamydosporia 170
Lineage: Eukaryota; Fungi; Ascomycota; Sordariomycetes; Hypocreales; Clavicipitaceae
Product: coatomer alpha subunit
Exons: 6
Coding region: 1-3666 (1221 amino acids)
Biological process (GO): intra-Golgi vesicle-mediated transport; endoplasmic reticulum to Golgi vesicle-mediated transport; intracellular protein transport
Cellular component (GO): COPI vesicle coat
Molecular function (GO): structural molecule activity; protein binding
Source: RefSeq, a predicted model, not a curated record
AUGCAGUCUUCCCCUGGCAUGUUGACUAAGUUUGAGUCGAAGUCAUCGAGGGCUAAAGGCAUUGCCUUCCACCCUAAAAGACCAUGGAUCCUCGUUGCGCUUCAUUCAUCCACAAUCCAGCUAUGGGACUACCGAAUGGGUACACUGAUCGAUCGUUUCGAAGAGCAUGAUGGACCCGUUCGAGGCGUGGACUUCCACAAAACGCAACCACUUUUCGUGUCUGGUGGCGACGAUUACAAGAUCAAAGUCUGGUCAUACCAGACCCGACGGUGCCUCUUUACUUUGAAUGGUCAUCUUGACUACGUUCGCACUGUAUUUUUCCAUCAUGAGCUGCCAUGGAUCCUGUCAUCAUCGGAUGACCAAACCAUACGAAUAUGGAAUUGGCAGAAUCGUUCUCUGAUCUGUACCAUGACUGGCCAUAAUCACUAUGCUAUGUGCGCUCAGUUUCACCCGAAAGAAGACCUCGUGGUCUCGGCUUCUCUCGACCAGUCCGUGCGAGUUUGGGAUAUUUCAGGUCUUCGAAAGAAGCACUCUGCCCCUACGUCAAUGAGCUUCGAAGAUCAAAUGGCGCGUGCGAACCAAAAUCAAGCAGACAUGUUCGGCAAUACCGAUGCUGUCGUUAAAUUCGUACUGGAAGGGCAUGACCGUGGAGUCAACUGGGUCGCUUUCCACCCUACCAUGCCGCUCAUUGUAUCUGCUGGAGAUGACCGUUUGGUUAAACUCUGGCGCAUGAGUGAAACCAAGGCAUGGGAGGUUGAUACCUGCAGAGGCCAUUUUCACAAUGCCUCUGGUUGUCUGUUCCAUCCGCACCAGGACUUGAUUCUCUCAGCUGGCGAGGACAAGACAAUCAGGGUCUGGGAUUUGAAUAAACGCACUGCCGUCCAGUCAUUCAAACGAGAAAAUGACCGGUUCUGGGUUAUCGCAGCACAUCCUGAGAUCAAUCUUUUUGCUGCGGGUCAUGAUAAUGGUGUAAUGGUGUUCAAGCUGGAACGUGAACGGCCUGCCUCUGCGACACAUCAAAAUAUGCUCUUCUACAUUACCAAGGAGAAACAUAUCAAGUCUUAUGACUUUCAAAAGAACGUCGAAAGUCCAACACUUUUGUCACUGAAGAAACUUGGUAACCCGUGGGUAACUCCUCGCACCCUGUCAUACAAUCCUGCCGAGAGGUCCGUACUUGUGACGACUCCCGCAGAGGGAGGCUCCUAUGAACUUGUCAAUCUGCCAAAGGAUGGUUCUGGCGCCAUUGAACCAACUGAGUCAAAGCGAGGUUCGGGCAACUCUGCCAUUUUUGUCGCAAGAAAUCGCUUUGCCGUCCUGGAUGUUUCGACUCAAACUAUUGAUAUCAAGGAUCUCUCCAAUAAUACCACUCGUUCCUUUAAGCCUCCCAUUGGAACCAGUGAUAUUUAUUUUGGAGGCACUGGAAAUCUGCUCAUCAUCACACCAACAGCAGUCCAUCUCUAUGACAUUCAGCAGAAGAAAAGCAUCGCUGAGCUUGCAGUCAAUGGUGUGAAGUAUGUUGUCUGGUCUAAUGAUGGGCUUUACGCUGCGCUACUUAGCAAGCAUAAUGUUACGAUUGUUACCAAGGCUCUUGAGCAAGUCAGUACGCUUCACGAAACGAUUCGCAUAAAGAGCGCAACAUGGGAUGAUGCCGGCGUGCUUCUCUACUCCACACUAAAUCACGUCAAGUACACUCUGUUGAAUGGCGAUAAUGGUAUCGUGCGGACUUUGGACCAAACCGUCUACCUGGUUCGAGUCAAGGGCCGGAAUGUUUACUGCUUGGACCGAGCGGCAAAACCACGAAUCCUUCAAAUUGACCCGACCGAGUACCGAUUUAAGCUUGCAUUGAUCAAACGGAAUUAUGAAGAAAUGCUGCAUAUCAUUCGCAACUCCAGCUUGGUGGGACAGUCUAUCAUCUCGUAUCUUCAAAAGAAAGGUUACCCCGAAAUUGCCUUACAAUUCGUGCAAGACCAAACUACCAGAUUUGACCUCGCCAUUGAAUGCGGUAACUUGGAUGUGGCUGUUGAGAUGGCCAAGGCCUUGGAUAAGCCCAAGUUUUGGGCUCGGCUAAGUGCCGAGGCCCUUGCACAUGGAAAUCAUCAGAUUGUUGAAAUGUGCUACCAAAAGCUGAAGCAGUUUGACAAGCUGUCAUUUUUGUACUUGGCUACAGGUGACCACUCCAAGCUUGCUAGGAUGGCCAAAAUUGCAGAGCAUCGUGGUGAUUUUACUUCUCGAUUCCAAAAUGCCUUAUACCUGGGCGAGGUCGAAGAUCGAAUUCAAAUGCUCAAGGAGAUAGACCUCUACCCUCUCGCUUUUAUGACUGCGAAGUCAAAUGGACUUGAUGACGAAUGCCAGUCGAUUUUGGAAGCUACUGGCGCCACAGAAGACCAGCUGACCAUGCCAAAAUUGGGCGUGCCAUUGAGUACGCCAAAACCAGUUGUGCCGACGUUCAAGGCCGUCUGGCCCACAAAGGCUAGCUCGCAGUCAUUCUUUGAGAAGGCAUUACUUGGGCAAGUUGAGGGUCUCUCUCUAGAUGACGAACCAAGCACGGCUGAGCGAAUGGCUCUCGAUGAAGAGACCGAGGCUGAUGGCACACUGAAGCGAAAUGGUGGCUUGGCUGAUGAGGAUGAUGAAGAUGCGGCUGGCUGGGACAUGGGCGACGAUGAUGUCCCCGAGGUUGAUAGUGACUUUGUCAACGUGGACAGUGCUGACGCCGGUGGUGCAGGUAGCAGUGAAGCAGACAUGUGGGCACGAAACUCUCCACUAGCAGUUGACCAUGCAGCGGGAGGAUCGUUCGAAUCUGCCAUGCAACUCUUGAAUAGGCAAGUCGGGGUAGUACACUUUGCGCCGUUAAAGAGUCGAUUUUUGGAAGUAUAUCAAGCGUCCAGAAGCUUCCUCCCAGCCUCCUCAGGGCUAGCGCCGUUGGUCAAUUAUGUAAGGCGAACUGUUGACGAAACCGACCCUCGCCAAGUUCUUCCGAUUGUUCCACGAGACUUGGAGUAUCUUGCUACGAAUGAUCUUCAGAGUGGAUACGACUCUAUGAAGGCAAAUAGGCUGGAGGACGGCAUCAAAAUAUUCAAGCGCAUCUUGCAUACCAUUCUUGUCAACGCCGUUUCAAGCGAGGCUGAGGUGGCCGAGGCAAAAAAGCUUAUCACCUCCGCCAGUGAAUAUACCGUGGCAAUGGACAUUGAGCUGGCGAGGAGGAAACUAGGAGCCGCCGAUGUUGUGAUCCAGGAUCCGGCGAAGCUCAAAAGAAGCCUGGAACUGUCUGCGUAUUUCACUAUCCCUAAGAUCGAGGUACCACACCGACAGUUGGCCCUCCUUAGCGCAAUGCAAUUGGCCGUCAAAAACAAGAAUUACAAUUCCGCAUUGAGCUUCGCAAAUCGAAUCAUCGCCAAUGGUGGCUCGACUAAGAUUGUGGAAAAUGCCCGAAGAACCAAAACACAAUGCGAGAGGAACCCCAACGAUGCCGUCGAUAUCGAGUUUGAUCAGUUUGCUGAAUUUGAGGUUUGUGCGGCCAGCCACACGCCAAUUUACAGCGGCACAUCGUACGAAGUGUGUGCUUUUGAUGGCUCUAAGUAUCAUUCGAAAUAUAAGGGUACUGUAUGCCGUGUAUGCGAAGUUUGCGAGAUUGGCAAACAUGGUAGCGGCCUGAAACUAUUUGCAUAG